CUAUUAAAAUAAUAAUAAUAAUAAAAGUAUUCUUUCAUAUGCUUUAUCUUAUAGUAUCAUGCCAACACAAAUAUCAGAUCAAGAUAAUGUAUUUACUAAAACACCAGAAAAGCAGUCUAUUUCCACUUUGACUCCUCAAUCAACUCCACCUCUGGAAAAGGAUACAAACAAGAACAACAACGAAUCUUCCUCUUCAAUAACAGCAACAACAACAAUUACGACACCAAACUCUGAACAGAAAGAAGAAACUGAUCAAAUUGAUAAAUCUAUUGAUCAAACUCGCGAUGCUAUUGAAUCCAACGAAGAUUAUCAAGCUGUGACUAAAGUAUUAAAUGUACUCAAACAUCAACUUAAUCGUGCCACCAAGGAUAUUGAAACUUUGACUCAACUAAAAAAGGAUGCUAUGGAAGACCCAUUUGGUUUUGUACUUGAUUUGAAAUCAAAGAAAAAGUUGAAACGGGCCCCUCGUCUACAAAAAGUGCUUAGUGUACCAGAAUUGGAUUGGACAAAGUAUCGAUUUAUGCCCGAGAGUCGAUUUGCUAAACAAGCAGCUUCACUUGCAGCUUUGACACAACAAUAUACUAAUGCUUAUAAUCGAUCUGGAAUGUACAAGACUAUUCUCGAUACACCAAUGACAUCAGAUCGUCCUAUCAAUAAAUCAACACAAAGAAACACAUCGGCAGAAGUCAAGGAAUUACAACGUGAAUUAGCAAAAGGAAUGGAGGCUGUAGGACAAAUUCCUUCGCGUGCUGGUUCAGCAGCUGUAUCUGAAGCAUCUGAUUCUGAUGAUGAUCAACCUUCUGGCUAUCCGAAUGGAAAAGGUAAACGAAGAGUCUCUUCACAAACUGGUAUGGCGGGCAAAUAUACUCCUGUAGGAUUAUCAUCAUCAUCGUCAACAUUAGAAAGAUCUUCAUCACCUUGUGAUGGUAGUAGUAGUAGCAGUAGUAACAAAAUCCAAUCGGAAAUCCCGGAACAUGAGUUACCAAAUUUCAAUGCACCGUGGACUGAUGAAGAACAGCGACAUCUUGAACAACUUUUAGAAAUAUACCCUGAUGAACCGGUUCAGGCUCAACGCUUCAAUAAAAUUGCAAAGGCUUUAGGUACUCGAACGCCACGUCAAGUUGCAAGUCGAAUACAGAAAUACUUUAUCAAGUUGAAUAAGAUGGGAUUACCUAUUCCUGGACGCCUUAAUCUUUCUUCAACAACUUCUUCAUCUGGAACCAAAGGAACACGUGGUGGUCGAAGUAGAAUCAGAGGUCGUCGUUCGAAAAUCAAAGGUGUCAGCAGUAGACAAAGAACAUCAGGCAUGGGCUAUAACUCUAUUAUAUCUGGAGGUCUCACACAUCACAAGGUAUCUGGUGGAUAUUAUAGCUCUGCGGUAUUGCCAACGGUAUAUAUGUCUGACGAUGAACAAGUGGAUGAUAAAGUGAAACAAACAAUGCUUCGUGUAGCCAAACCUACUUCGGACAAUGAUUUGUCUACUAGUGGAACAGAGACCGUCAUUCAUGAAGGAUUUGCCUGUGAUUCUUGUAGUGUUGAACCUAUUGUAGGUGUUCUUUACAAAUGUACCGUAUGUGAUGAAACUGAAGAGGUGGAUCUAUGUAGCAAGUGUAUGGCAAUUGGAACGUUUACUAAUGAUCAACACACAGCCGAUCAUACUUUUGAAGCUAUACGAACUGCAGCACCCCCUUAUUAUGCUGACAAUGAUUAUGCAUCUCCAGAACAUCUUGGCGAAUACAGUUAUUUAGGAUUUUAACAUGUAGAUAGAAUUAGAUAGUUUUGUUUUGUAGUAUAUUUAUUGAAAACAAAAAUAAAAAAAAAUCAGGGGUAUAGAGAAUACUAAGGCAUCAUCAACCAU
Halteromyces radiatus is the source of this 1858-nucleotide messenger RNA. RefSeq lists its product as uncharacterized. Lineage: Eukaryota; Fungi; Mucoromycota; Mucoromycetes; Mucorales; Cunninghamellaceae. The coding region runs from base 59 to 1756 and encodes 565 amino acids. The record is from RefSeq and is a predicted model, not a curated record. The transcript has 12 exons. Gene Ontology annotation, molecular function: zinc ion binding.